Molecule: messenger RNA, 2436 nt
Organism: Acanthosepion pharaonis
Lineage: Eukaryota; Metazoa; Mollusca; Cephalopoda; Sepiida; Sepiidae
Source: the annotation of a GenBank genome assembly
AUGAUUUUUUUUCUUUUUCUUUUCUUUCUCUCUUUCUUUUUUUUUUUUUUUUUCUCUCUCUCUCUUCUCUCUCUCUUUAAGCCCACAACAAGCAAAUUUGGGAAGACAGAUGCAACUGUUUAUUUUGCUGUAAAUCUAAAAAUAAAAAUAAUAGGAAUGCACUUCAAGAAGUUGCUAAAAUUGUUGCACCAUUCUUUGAGAAUUCUGAUCUGCUGUGGUAUCUGCCACUUGGUGCCCCAUUGCAGAUGUUGUUCUUGCAAUCAUGUUCCCAAGGGAGAUAACUGCUGCCAAUGUAAUAUGGCUGCCUUUUACAAAUUAACUGAAGACAUUGAUAUAAAAAUACUGCAUGUUUCUUUCCAGAAUGAAGUUUUCCAGAGUCCUUUUAUUGUCUCGGUUGACCACAAAAAUUCUGCAGUGGUUGUUUCCAUUAGAGGUUCAUUGUCACUGGAGGAUGCUAUCACAGAUAUGUCUGCUGAGACAGGAAUUGCCAAAACCAAACACCUUGAGUUUCAGUGCCAUCAAGGAAUUCUUCAGACAGCCUACUAUGUGAAAGGUAUUCUUGAAGAACAUUCUUUAUUGGAAAAAGGAUUCCAAGAUACAGAGAAUGAACGAAUUGUGGUAACUGGUCACAGCCUUGGUGCUGGUGUUGCAGCCAUUUUAGCUAUUCUUUUGAAGGAUAAAUACGAUGAUGUCCGUUGUUUCUCCUAUGCACCCCCAGGCGGGCUUUUAGGAUGUGUUUCAAGUGAAUACAGCAAAACCUUUAUCGUCUCUGCUUUCUUUGGAGAUGACAUUAUUCCCAGAUUAAGUCUGCGUAACAUUGAAAGACUUAAAUAUGAAAUCACUGCUUUCAUAAAGGCAUGUCCAUUGCCUAAGUAUAAAAUCAUGGCCAACAGAUUAUUAUGUGGUAAUGAAACUUCAAAAUUUGUGAGAAAGAUGAAAGAUAUAAUUGAUGCUGAAAGACCUGCUCUUCAACAGGAACAACUUUAUCCUCCUGGUGUUGUGCUAUAUGUUACUGAGGAGAAGAAUGAAUACAAGCGUUUUGGAAUUUGUUCAUGUUCCUCAGAGACUUGCAGCAUGAAAUGGUUGACUCCUGACCAGUUUCAAGAAAUUCUUAUCAGUUCCAGUAUGGUCAGUGACCAUCUUCCAGAUUCCCUCAAUGAUGCACUGGACAGACUAGAUUUGACCACAACUGUGCUUUCAUUUUGUCGUUUUCUUCCUUUUCUUUCACCUUUGUUUUUCUUUCAUCUUUCUUUCAUUUUUUUAUCACUCCUUUUUCUAUUUCUUUCACCUUGGCUUACUACCCCGCCUUUAAUUCUUCCAUUUCUUCUUCGUUUCUUACUUUUAUUUGACCUGCACUCUUUCACCUUUCGUUCAUCGUCGUCUAUCCUUCAUUUUCUUUCAUUCUACGUCUCAUUCUUCUAUUUCUUUCAUUCAAUUCAUUUUUGUUUGUUCCCUGGUAUUUGUUUUCUUCCUUUUUUUCUUUUAAUCCUUGCUUCUUUUACAUUUUCUUUCUUCUUAACUUUUUAUGCAAACUUUUUCUCUUCUUUCUUCUCUUCCUUCUUUUUCUUUUUCCACUUCUUUUUAACCCUUACAUGUUCAAUUUUCUUUCUUCUUUCGUUUUUUUUUUUAGUUUCCCACAAUUAUCUUUGCUUCUUCUUUCAUUCAUUUUUUCCUUUUGCCAGAUUCGUUCAUCUUUUCUUCUCCUUUUUUUUAAUUUAUUUAUUCGUUCACGUCAUUCUUUCUCUUUCUGCCUCUUUAGUUCCUUUCGUCUCUCACUUUUCUUUUCCUUCCUUCCUUCCUUCCUUCCUUCCUUCCUUCCUUCCUUCCUUCCUUCCUUCCUUUUCCUUUUUCGUUUUCUUUCUUUCUUUCUUUCUUUCUUUCUUUCUUUCUUUCUUUCUUUCUUUCUUUCUUUCUUUCUUUCACUUCUACACUGUUAUCAUUUUCGUUCUACAUAAUUUUUUUUCUUAUGCAACUUUUGCUCUUUCCUUCUUUUUUCAUUUCUUCCUUUUCACUCCUUCCUGCUUUUCUUUAUUUUAUUUCUCUUUUUUCAUUUAUUCUUUAAUUCUUCUACCAUUUUUCUGCAUGGUUCCUUCUAUCAUUUAUUCUUUUCUUCCCCAUUUCCUCCUAAAUUACUACUUUAUUUUCGUUUCUUCUUCUCUGCCAUCUUACAUUUCUGUUUCUUUCAUUUCGUUUCUCUAUUCCUUUCUUUAUUUUACUACUUCCUUCCUUUUAUCUUUCUUCCACUCUCAUUUUCUUCGUUUUUUAUUAUCUCCCUUCCUUCCUUUUCCUUGCUUCUUUCGUUUCUUUUCUUUUAUCAUCAUUCUUCUUGGUCUUCCUUUCUCCCAUCUUCCACAUUCGUCUACUUUUUUCUUCUCGUCCUCGCCUGCUUCUUUGAUUUCUUCGGUCACUUCAUUUUUUUUUCUUCUCGUCCUUUGA